Molecule: messenger RNA, 1422 nt
Organism: Anopheles aquasalis
Lineage: Eukaryota; Metazoa; Arthropoda; Insecta; Diptera; Culicidae
Product: platelet-derived growth factor receptor alpha-like
Biological process (GO): protein phosphorylation; multicellular organism development; cell surface receptor protein tyrosine kinase signaling pathway
Cellular component (GO): signaling receptor complex; plasma membrane
Molecular function (GO): ATP binding; transmembrane receptor protein tyrosine kinase activity
Source: RefSeq, a predicted model, not a curated record
UCACUCGCGAUGAUACCAGUUAUGGUGAUUUUUGUGUGUUUCUUAGUGUUCUUUUGUAAGAAAAAUAAGGAGGUGGCUAUCAUGAAAGCAGCAGGAUUGGCUAACUUCGAGACAGGAGACAUGAACGGUUUCAAUCCAGCAGUGGCGCUUCAUGAGCAAGCUGAGCUUCUUCCAUACGACACAGAUUACGAAUUCCCCAAAGAUCGGAUCGAAUUUUCAAAUCAGCUGGGACAGGGCGCCUUCGGGAUAGUUAUGAAAGCGACUGCUUCUAACAUAGUGGCACACGAAGAAUCCACGACAGUCGCCGUAAAGAUGGUCAAACACAAAAACGACAGUCAAGCUAUACGUGCACUUGUCUUGGAGCUGAAGAUAAUGAUCCAUUUGGGUCAGCACCUGAAUGUGGUGAACUUACUUGGAGCGGUGACCACAAACAUUGCAAAACGUGAACUGAUGGUUAUUCUGGAAUAUUGCCCAUAUGGUAGCGUUCAAAGCGUGCUACUGAAAAAUCGAGAACACUUUAUCGAUCAGAUCAAUCCUCAAACAGAUGAGAUAGAAUGGCAACAUUGGACCGAGUUUUUGGCAAUGCGAAAUAGCGCCAAUAAUUAUACCUUUCAGCAACAAACUGAUUCUUUUCACAAUGAUGUAGAAGUAGGAUUACAAAAUGUGACACAGAUUAAUCAUUCAGAAGAUCUAGAAGGAUGCAGUACAGAGAGCAUGGCCAUGCUACCGAUGACAAGCAUGAAAAACCAUCGUGCACAACGAAUUUUUAAUACCACGGAUUUGGUAUGCUGGGCCUCACAGAUUGCAACUGGAAUGGAUUACCUUGCGUCGCGAAAGGUGGUACACGGCGACUUGGCCACCAGGAAUGUGCUUCUAUGUCACAAUAAUGUGGUUAAAAUUUGUGACUUUGGAUUGGCUCGCUCGAUCUACCGAAGAAACAAUUACAAGAAAAAAGGCGAAGAUCCGCUGCCAUUCAAGUGGUUAGCGUUGGAAUGCAUUGCCGAUAAUGUGUUUAGCAUAUCCUCGGAUGUCUGGGCUUACGGUAUUGUGCUGUGGGAGCUGUUUUCUUUGGGGCAAGUACCUUAUCCUGGAUUGGAUGCCAAUGAACAACUUUAUCAUAAGAUACGCGAUGGUUACCGCAUGGACCAGCCACAGUAUGCGAAUCAAAACAUCUACGAUGUGAUGCUGCAUUGCUGGUACGUUAAUCCAGAAACCCGACCUUCAUUCUAUGAUCUAAAAUGUCGAUUGGACGGCAUGCUACCAGACGAGCUGAAAGAUCAUUACUGGCAUCUCAACGAGUCAUACUUAGCCAUGAAUGAUAUGAGAAAGGAACGAAAUCAGACGGAUUAUUUAGCUUAUCUUGGACCUCCAGAUGAAAUCGCCCCUGCGACACCAGACUGUACGAGUGUAAUUUCGUCAUAG